Molecule: messenger RNA, 3994 nt
Organism: Cucumis melo (muskmelon)
Lineage: Eukaryota; Viridiplantae; Streptophyta; Magnoliopsida; Cucurbitales; Cucurbitaceae
Product: protein SEMI-ROLLED LEAF 2
Exons: 20
Coding region: 518-3529 (1003 amino acids)
Source: RefSeq, a predicted model, not a curated record
AUGGCUUCCUUUAGAAGCCGGCACGUCCAUAUGUCAAUCAACCAAAAACAAAUACUUUAAAAUGGAUUUCCCUCUUUCGCCUUUAAACUGCCAUCAAAGCUCUCAUCCGAUCCAACGAUGGCGAUGCCUUCAGGAUCAGCCAUCCAUGUAUUAUGGACCCACAGACAACCUUGCCGUUGAAAAAGUUUCGGAUUUUUUUUUUUCUUGGGUUUUCAGUCACAAUUGGCAGCCCGGAAAGAAACGGAUAGUUUCAUCAUUUUUUCGAUACGAAAAUCGAUUGGAGAGAGACACUGAGAUUUUCGCGGUGAAAUUAAACGCUGGAAUUCCGGUGACCAGAAAUUUUCAAUUUGUAGGCUGGGGAAUUUGGCUUUGAAGUGGUGCAUAUUUGAGAGUUCUACCUUCUCUUUCCCUUCUUAGCCCUGGAAUUCGAGUUUUGGUUUGUUCAGAAGGGAAAGAAAGGGCUAUCUUGUGAGGUUUGCCGGGUUUUUUGCAUCCGUGUGAUUGUACAUAUAUUUGUAUGUUUAAAAUGAGUGUCAUUUCGGGUGUGAUUUCUCGGCAAGUAUUGCCUGUAUGUGGGAGUCUUUGUUUCUUCUGUCCGGCAUUGAGGGCAAGGUCUAGGCAGCCUGUGAAGAGGUACAAGAAGCUUAUUGCAGAUAUAUUUCCUCGUAAUCCGGAAGAAGGACCGAAUGAUCGGAAGAUAGGGAAAUUAUGUGAAUAUGCUGGUAAAAAUCCUCUUCGAAUUCCAAAGAUCACAACCUCCCUAGAGCAAAGGUGUUACAAAGAAUUGAGGAAUGAAAAUUUUCAAGCCGUCAAAGUUGUCAUGUCCAUCUACAGAAAACUUCUGGUUUCAUGUAAGGAGCAAAUGCCUCUCUUUGCUAGUAGCUUAAUAAGCAUUAUGCAAACUCUAAUGGAUCAAACACGGCAGAAGGAAAUGCAAAUUAUAGGAUGUCAGACUCUAUUUAGUUUUGUGAAUAGUCAGAGUGAUGGGACUUACAUGUUUAACUUAGAAGCCUUUAUUCCAAAACUGUGUCAAAUAGCUCAAGACAAUGGAGAUGAUGAAGGGGCUGAAAAUCUGCGUUCAGCUGGCUUGCAAGGACUUUCUUCAAUGGUAUGGUUUAUGGGUGAAUACUCUCAUAUUUCUACCGAAUUUGAUAAUAUUGUCUCGGUGGUCCUGGAAAACUACGGGGCUCCUGGAAAAAAUUCAAACUCAAAUGACCGAUGGGUGCAAGAAGUGCAACGGGAGGAGGGCCACAUCUCUUCAUCAUCAGUUGUCACGAUGAACACACCAUCUUGGAAGGAAAUCGUGACUGAAAGAGGUGAAGUGAACUUGACAGGGGAGAAUGUCCAAAACCCCUGCUUUUGGUCUAGGGUUUGCCUACACAACAUGGCCAAACUUGCCAAAGAAGCUACAACCAUGAGGCGUAUUUUAGAAUCUUUGUUUCGUUACUUCGAUAAUGAAAAUUUAUGGUCUACUAAACAUGGCAUUGCUGCUCCAGUUCUGAAGGAUUUGCAGUUCUUAAUGGACAAAUCUGGUCAAAAUACCCAUGUUUUGCUUUCCAUAUUGAUUAAACAUCUUGAUCAUAAAAAUGUUCUGAAGCUGCCUAAAAUGCAACUGGACAUUGUUGCUGUGACUACUGCUCUUGCCCAAGAAGCAAAGGCUGAACCUUCUAUUGCAAUAAUUAGUGCAGUGAGUGACUGCUUGAGGCAUUUGAGGAAGAGCAUACACUGCUCACUUGAUGAUGCAAAUUUAGGGGAUGAUGUGAAGAAUUGGAAUAAAAGCUUAAAUGAGGCAGUAGAUAAGUGUCUGGUACAGCUAAUAUAUAAGGUAGGAGAACCUGGGCCAGUGCUUGAUGCUAUGGCUGUGAUGAUGGAGAGCCUUUCUACCAUUACUGUCAUCUCCAGAACUACAAUUUCUGCUGUUUAUCGUGCUGCUCAAAUUGUUGCCUCCUUGCCUAAUUUAUCAUAUCAAAAUAAGGCAUUCCCUGAGGCCUUGUUUUAUCAGUUAUUACUGGCUAUGGUCCACCCAGAUCAUGAAACACGAGUUGCAGCUCAUCGUAUAUUUUCAGUUGUCCUUGUGCCAUCUUCUGUUUGUCCUCGUCCAUUCUCUUCAGAUCUUGAGUCAAUCGCACCAUCUGACCUUCCUAGGACACUCUCAAGAGCCGUGUCUGUUUUUUCUUCUUCAGCUGCCCUUUUUCAGAAGCUGAGAAAUGAAAAGGCCUCCUCACUGGAGAAUGGUCUUCCAGAUAUGAAAGAUGGCUCUCUUCUUGAUGGUGAACAGGAAAGUAUAAGCAAUGGUAUGCUAAGUAGGUUGAAGUCAUCCUACAGUCGGGCUUAUAGCAUAAGAAGUUCUGGACCUUUGAGAACUGAUGCAACUACUACGGAUGGCUUGAGCAAAGAACCAGAAACUUAUUCUCUUCGACUCAGUAGCCGCCAAAUCACACUUCUGCUCUCAUCAAUUUUUGUCCAAUCCAUAUCUUCCGCCAAUUUUCCAGAAAAUUAUGAAGGAAUUGCCCAUACAUACAGCUUGAUCUUGCUGUUUUCUCGAGCUAAGAACUCAAGUCAUGAGGUCCUAGUACGAAGUUUUCAGUUAGCAUUUUCAUUGCGAGACAUUUCUCUCGGUAAAAAAGGAUCACUGCCACCAUCGCGCUGUAGAUCCCUAUUUACUCUAGCCACAUCGAUGAUCCUCUUUUCAUCCAAAGCUUUUAAUAUCCUUCCUCUUGUUGACCGAACGAUGGCUUUAUUUGUGAGCAGAAAGGCCGAUCCCUUCCUACGACUGGUUGAAGACUGUAAGUUACAAGCUGUUACCAUACAGUCUGACAUAAAGACUAGUCCAUAUGGAUCAAAGGAAGAUGACGAUUUGGCCUCAAAGUUUCUUUCUGAAGUGGAGAUAACCGAAGAUCAAACUAGGGAAUCCUUUGUUACUGAGAUUUUAAAGAGCUUGGAUAUACUUUCAGACUCUCAAUUCUCCAGCAUAAAGGAGCAACUUCUCAGUGAGUUCUUACCUGAUGAUAUGUGUCCUCUCGGAAAUCAGCUGUCAGAGAAAACUUCGAAUAAAUCUGCUCAUCUUUUUAACAUUGAUGAGGAAUCUUUUGCCGAUUCGUUCGAAAGCCAAACUAAAGAUAGUCAAGAGUUGCAUUUUGUGAUUCCCCUUUUGAGUGUGAAUCAAUUUCUUGAAUCAGUACUUGAAACGACUCAUCAAGUUGGAAGAAUCUCCAUCUCUACCACAGCUGAUGUGCCUUUCAAGGAAAUGGCUCAACAUUGUGAGCUACUUCUGAUGGGAAAGCAGCAGAAGAUGUCAUCUUUGUUGUGUUCCCAACAGAAGCAGGAGACGGUUAUGCUCGUAUCUCUGCAAAACCAAGAAAAUGAGGUUGGCAAUCCAUUCAUUGAACACUUCACAGCUAACCCAUAUCGACCUCCGCUUGGACCGAUUGUGACGCCGUGUGUGACUGAAUAUCAGUGUCAAACACACUCGUUCAGACUACCAGCUUCUAGUCCAUACGACAACUUUCUCAAAGCUGCAGGUUGUUGAUUCCAGUAAAGUAUUGGGUUCUUUCAUAUGGAACAGAAGUAUUAGGUACUCGAGCCAUCAAUUUCAACGAGCGAGAUGACUCAGCAACCGGAGUACAUUUUGUAAGUAGCUACUACAAGAGAAAGGAAAAAAAAAAAAAGAUGAGCUUCAAUCUUUGUUGUUGUCAGUCAGGUUUGGAGGUCUAAAAUCUUCAAUUCUUUCAUUCUUAUUCUUUUUUUUCUUUCUAUUCUUAUAUCUUUACUCCUGGAGGAAGACUUGUUAUUUUGGUCCCUUCUCUAGAUGAUAAAUGUCUUUUGUUUUUUUUUGGGGGGGCUUCCAUCUUAAUUUAAUUGAUUGUAUAUUUUGUUUUCUCGAUUGUUGUAUUCAUACUCUAUACUAGUGUUCAAGUUAUGCCAUGAAAAAGCAUAACCUUAUUACAGGAAAAAACUAGAGGUAUAUUAUAGUCAGUGAAGCCAUUUCUUUUUU